AUGAACUUAGAAAGAAUGCAGUCCGCUGGAAUUGACCCGUCGACUGGGUUACCUAUGGAUUCUCGCGCAGUUACGUUUGAAUCCCUGAGGAACACCAAUAACAACAUACAACAGUCCAGCAGGCGGGGCGGUGAUAUACUGCGAAGGUCGGACAACUGGAAAAAGAAGUUCAUGGCGAUUGCAAAUCGGAUCGGUCUGUCGCCGCAGAAACUCGUGGCCGUGACAGUAGUAACGCUGGUGCUCUACUUCCUAUUACGGCAUACUGACUUAAUUUUCCCCGACUAUGUGGAUGACACUGGUAUCCUGAAUAAUACUGAGGAAUAA
Messenger RNA from Sphaeroforma arctica JP610, 324 nucleotides. RefSeq lists its product as hypothetical. The record is from RefSeq and is a predicted model, not a curated record. NCBI's taxonomy places the organism in Eukaryota, Ichthyosporea, Ichthyophonida. The transcript is spliced from 3 exons. Bases 1 to 324 code for a protein of 107 amino acids.